GAUUUCCGUGUUCCCUGAAAAAUCUGAUAUGCAGAUGGAAGAAGGUCCAUUCCUGCGUAGGAACAUCACAGAAGGAGCUUUCCAAGACCUUGCCCACUACCUCGACGUCCAGUUCAGACUCCUGCGGGAGGACUUUGUGGGACCUCUACGGGAGGGAAUCAAUGGUUAUAUAACAGCAGUACAGACUGGAAAAUCAAAACGUUCAAACGCAAUGCGUGUUUAUCAUGACGUCCAGGUGAUAUGCCCGAUCGGAACUAAUAAUGGACUGUGUCAUCGAAUCUGUUUCGACGUCAGCAGAAUGCAGAAUGUGAACUGGGAGUCGAGUAAGCGUCUCAUUUUCGGUUCUUUGGUUUGUCUCUCGAAUGAUAACUUUAACACGUUAUUGUUCGCAACCGUCGCCGAGCGAGACGCUAACAAACUCAAGGAAGGGAUUUUAGAUAUAAAGUUUGAAGGCCUGAGCAGGAGAACUUUCAAUUUUGAUUUCAACAAGAAAUAUGUCAUGGCGGAAACGGUGGCAUAUUUUGAAGCUUAUCGGCACGUCAUGAAAGGCCUUCAAAACAUCAAUGAAGGCGAUCUUCCGUUUGAAAAGUACAUAAUUAAAUGCAACACUAAAAUGCAAGCUCCCCUUUACCUGAGGCAAACCCAAGAUGCAAAACUGGACUUGCGACCGCUCGUUGAUGAACAUUUUAUAGUAAGAAAUGUUAGGCAACAGGCACUUCCACCUCUGGCUAAAGAAUUCAGUGACAAAGCGGCCGUCGCGAGGUCGGUAGAACCUAAAGGUGUGUGGCCUAGCUCGGAGCUGUUACAUCUUGAUCGAUCUCAGUUUCGUGCGGUUAAGCGAGCUCUUACCAGUGAGUUUGUCCUCACCCAGGGUCCUCCAGGAACAGGCAAAACCUACAUCGGACUUAAGAUAGUGAAAGCUCUCCUCCACAACCACGCCCUCUGGAACACCAAUCUCGAAACACAAGAGCCAGACUGCAGGCCGAUGCUUGUAGUCUGCUAUACUAACCAUGCUCUUGAUAAGUUCAUCGAAGGCAUAAGCUCGUUCUUCAAAGGAUCCAUACUAAGAGUCGGUGGGAGGAGUUCCAGUGAAGCCAUGAAACAGUUCAAUUUGAGCAGUAUGCGCACCCGAAUGCGGGAGAAACGAGAGGUAUCAGAGGAAAUACAUCGUGGAAGGAUGAACGCAAGGAACAAAAUGAAAGGCCUCCAAGGCGCAAUAAACCGUGUAUCGGGUUCCUUAGAAAUUGCUAGCCGAGAGCUUUUAAACGAAGAUGUGCUACAAUCGUUCAUGGGGAGAUUUUACACAGAGAUCGUUGAUACAGAAUACAACUAUUUCGACGAAGGGUUUUCAACUCGACAAAGAAAGAAACACGCUGCUAUAUUGGACUGGCUCAGUAUCGAUACCCUUGCAGUUGGCGAAAAUGAGCAGAACGCAGAUUGGAGAGGUGAAGAAGGCCAAUAUGCUUUUGAUACAGCAGCAGCAAACGUAGAAGUCCAACAUCAACCGCAAGGUGGGGCACAAUUGAACGCCGACGUUUUGGAAUUACCUGUAGCUCAAGGCGAUGACAACGAAGAGGAGGAAGAGUUCGUCGAUGUUAUUGAUGAGGUAGAUGCUAUGAUUGCUCAAAGGGAAAUCGAUAAAGAUUUCGACGAUGUUAAUGACACAGACAUGGAAAAGGCGGAACUUGUGAUGCUGAAGAUAAACUUGAACAAUAGCAAUGUAGCAUUGAAUGUAACCAACUUGGAUGAAAAGGACCAAAAUCGAAAUAAUGGAUGGCAGAUGCCGAAAAAGCAAAAGAAAAAUCUGAAAAAACGAUUACGAAGAGAGCUUGGAUCAUCAGACAGAAUGGAUGAAUCGGAAAUCGACACGAUUUAUGACGUUUGGCAGUUGAGCCAGAAAGACAGAUGGCGACUAUACAGGUAUUGGAUGAACAAGUUCUCAGUUAAGAUGAGGGAGAAGAUCAGAGAAAAAGUUCAAGAAUACCAAUCUGCAUCUGAUCAGCACCGAAAAUUUGUAAUGCAUGAGGACAAGGGAAUUAUCAGACAGGCGACCGUGGUCGGAAUGACAAUCACUGGGGCAGCAAAAUACCAGGCAGUCUUGCAGGAAAUUGGUCCAAGAGUGAUAGUUGUAGAGGAGGCAGCAGAGGUGUUGGAAGCACAUGUAGUCACAAUACUCAGCAGACACUGCCAACAUCUGAUCCUCAUCGGAGACCACAAACAACUCAGACCGAAUCCAACAAUCUAUAAACUUGCUAAAAAUUACAAUUUAGACCUAUCAUUGUUUGAAAGGAUGAUAAAAAAUGACAUUGAACUUGAUUGCCUAGGACUUCAACACAGGAUGCGCCCAGAAAUUUCAAAGAUCAUGACGUUGAUUUACCCGGAGUUGCAAGAUCACAGCAUUGUAAAGACAUACGAUAAAGUCAAGGGGAUUACAACCAAUGCUUUCUUCAUAAACCACAGUUUUCCAGAACAAGAAGAUGACGACCUGAGGAGUCACUCAAACAGUCAUGAAGCCAAGUACAUUGCUGGGCUCUGCAAGUACUUCCUGCUACAAGGUUAUGAACCAGAGCAGAUCACCAUCCUCACGCUCUACUCUGGACAGCUCUUUGCCAUUAGAAGGGAAAUGCCAAAGCAAACAUUCAGUGGCGUUCACAUUACCGUUGUCGACAACUUUCAAGGGGAAGAAAAUGACAUUGUUCUACUGUCACUUGUCAGGAGUAACAGUGACGGAAAAAUAGGAUUUUUGAAAAUCGACAAUCGCGUGUGUGUUGCGUUGUCUCGGGCUAAACAGGGCAUGUUUGUUAUAGGAAACAUGGAUAUGAUGGCACAAGGAAGCAAGCUUUGGAAAAACGUUGUUUCUCAUGCACAGAAAGAGAGGAUGAUCGGAGAAGGUCUAAGACUUGUUUGUCAAAAUCACCCAGAAGACAAUGGACUCAUCGCCAAAGUACCUGGGGAUUUCCGAAAAGCUCCUGAGGGUGGAUGUAUGAAGCCAUGCCAGUUCCGUCUUGCAUGUGGCCAUACCUGCAGUAUGGUCUGUCACGUACUAGACCAGAAGCAUGAAAAAGUUCAAUGCAGAAAACGUUGUGAGCGUAAGAUUUGCACUAACGGUCAUAAAUGCAAAAAGAUGUGCUACCAAAACUGUGGUGAAUGUCAAAUUAUAAUGCCGAAAAAGAUACCGCAAUGUGGUCACACACAGGAAAUUCCUUGUCAAAUCGACCCUAACUACUUCCGCUGUGAAGAAAGGUGUGAAGAAAACUUACCGUGUGGACACCGAUGUGCAGAGGCAUGUGGAGAGGAUCAUACAACAGAGUGUCAGGAACUUGUCCUUAAGUCCUGGCCAUCUUGUAGACACGCUGGAAUGGUAAAAUGCUCCGAAAAAGUCACGAAAGAAUGCGUCGAACAAUGUCAAGAUAUUUUGGAACAUAAACAUCAUUUGUCUGGACACUGGUUUAAAUGUCCAAAUGGACAUGUGUACGCUAUUGGAGACUGCGGUGGUGCAACGAUGCAGGGGGCCUGCCCAGAAUGCAAAGCGGCUGUAGGAGGUGGUUCCCACACACCGCGGUCGGACAAAACAUUAGCGCCUGAAAUGGACGACGCAGCUUCGCCAGCUUGGUCUACUUUUAGACACGCUGGAAUGGUAAAAUGCUCCGAAAAAGACACGAAAGAGUGCGCUGAACAAUGUCAAGAUAUCUUGGAACGUAAACAUCAUCGGUCUGGACACUGGUUUAAAUGUCCAAAUGGACAUGUGUACGCUAUUGGAGACUGCAAUGGUGCAACGACGCAGGGGGCCUGCCCAGAAUGCAAUGCAACUAUUGGAGGUGGUUCCCACACACUACGGUCGGACAACACAUUAGCGCCUGAAAUGAACGGCGCAGCUGCGCCAGCUUGGCCUGCUGCAAUGAUUCACAAUAUUGAGAAUUUCCGGUUAGACCAAUGAAGUAUUUUGACAAAAAGGAGGAGAUAUAUACUGACAUUAAAAAGUGUUAUUACAUCAUAGACUGAAAUAUUGUUUUAUAUGUAUUCACCAUGUCAACGACUCCAGAUUCCUUUUUCAUUGAGGGUUAUCAGUAUUUUGUUUUACUAAAUUUGAAUGUAUAUCCCAGAAUUAAUACAUUACUCAAAAAAUGAAUUACGUUAUAUCCUUAUUAUUCGUAAAUACUCCUUUAUUACUGGAAUUAAAUACAUUUUUUUAGAUGUAUUGUUUUAGAAGAAGCUGAAUUUAUAUUUGCAUGUGUUAUUUUAAUUUUUUUUUUUUUUGGCAUAUGACUGAAUAGUAUAUUUUUUGUGAUGUUAUUGUAAUCUAAUAAUAUUCUUUUUACUUCGGUUAAAGAGGAAUGAAAUGUGUACCCAGUUGUAUAGCUAAAAUAUUGCAAUGUUUGUAUAAUCAAAUGGGUAUACUGAAACCAUGUUUGUUAUUUAGUGUAUGUUUGCGGUUUUUAAAUUGUGUAUGUAAGUUAACAUGAACAUGAGUAUUGUAAUUGGGCGUUUUAUAAGUGGCGUCAUACACCCAAAGUCUCGUGGAUCGUGGUCUCUUUUUAGCAGAUUUGAUAGAAAUAUUGCAUGCAACACGAUAUAUUGUAUUCAUACAAAUUCAUUGCUUAUUGAACAUCUUAGAUGAUUUUUUAUUUUAUAUGAAACUAUAAAUAAGUGUUUUUUUGUAAAUCAUGUACCAAUGUGACUUAGCGAGUUGUAUUUAGCGUUUUAGAGUCGCCACACCGGUGAAACAGACGUUUUCGAAAGUUCGCAACAUAAGUUUUAAAUUCCUGUUUGUGUUAAAAGCCACAUUUGAGCUGAAGUUUACAAUUGUGAAUACUUUCAUAAAUCAAGUAUAAAAACUACUAUAAGUUUAUGUUCAUCACAUAAACAAAUAUCGAUAAAAAUAGCAGUUUCCAAUAUCGGCAUUUGUCUUCAAGCCUUUUGUCAUUAUGGCAUCACAAUAUAAUAUAUAUAUAUAUAUAAAUUCAGUGAUGCCAUGAAGUAGUGACGUCAUCAUAUUACGUGUACAAUGGGAAACUCUCAGUCAACCUCAGCUCCACAACGUAUUAUUAAGCUUGCGUUCAAAACACAAGUUUCUGAGCUGAUUUUUCAUUUUUUUUUUUAAUAACUUUGCUCAUUCUAUCUUGUGUUGAAUUACCGUGCAUCCGAACGUGAUGAAGUAAUCACUAUAUACCCAGAAUGUGUAUUUUGAAUGUGUGUAUUACUUUUUUUCAACCUACAGAUAUGUUUUGUUUUUAAUUUUGAAAUACGGAGUUGCGAGCCGUAAAUUUUCUAGGCACCGAAAACCUAAGUGAAAUAUUUGUAAGUCUAAACUACAAGAUAUGCCAUAGAUAAAUUGAUUUAUUAACAUAACGUUAAACGUUUCAUAUAGUUUUAUCAGAUGAUAACCUAAGUAUAACAUUGUAUCCUUUUGAAGCGCUAUCUAUAUGGUUUGUAUACCUUUAUAAAUCUUGACACAUACCCACUGAACCAUGAAGUCAAUCUUUGAAGCGUAACGUUGUAUAAUUAAAGCUUACUGUACCGAGCUUUCUCUAAUGAUACUGUUUGCAAUAGUUGACAUUACAAUGUAAAUUUUUGACCUCCCCUUAGUUUAAGUUGUAUACGCCCGUCAAAUUUGACGGGAGUAUUAUGGUAUGGCGUCGUCCUUCUGUCCGUCCGGCGUAAACUUUUGUGUGUUCGGCAAUCUUCCCCUUCAUUUUUCGACCGAUCUCUUUGAAACUUGGUAUACAUUAUAAUCAUGAUAUGAAGUUGUGUCUCCC
This is a messenger RNA of Mizuhopecten yessoensis (Yesso scallop), 5756 nucleotides long. Its product is annotated as NFX1-type zinc finger-containing protein 1-like. Lineage: Eukaryota; Metazoa; Mollusca; Bivalvia; Pectinida; Pectinidae. Gene Ontology annotation, molecular function: helicase activity. The coding region runs from base 29 to 3937 and encodes 1302 amino acids. The transcript is spliced from 3 exons. The record is from RefSeq and is a predicted model, not a curated record. Gene Ontology annotation, biological process: regulatory ncRNA-mediated heterochromatin formation. Gene Ontology annotation, cellular component: nuclear RNA-directed RNA polymerase complex.